UUAUAGUGAUUAGUGAAGCUAGGAAUAAAGAAGAAAAGGACAAGUUUUUCUACUUUUGUAUCGGUUGGCCAUUUCUUUGUUACCGACGUACGAGAAGUCGAGUGAAUGAUGUGGUUCUCUCCCCAUCUCCAUGACACCUGCCAUCCCCUCUCAUGGUCUAAAAAUGGAGGCAAGCAAACAAGAGGAAAGAAAGAGAGCGACUCGUGAACAAAAGUUUGCCUCUUUCUUGAAUUUUGCGUAGUGGGUAAGUUGAAAAACGAAUCUUCCCCUCAAACAAGAUAUUUAUUCACCAUUCAUUCAAUUCAAUUGUACAGGCCUUGUCGACUAUUUCUCAAUUCUCAUCAAAAUCAUCGCCUCCCCUUCCCCUGACCUCAAAAGCUCUGUUUCCCCACUCUCAUGGCUUGUCCUCUUUAGAAACCCUCCAAAAACACUCUCUUUUCUGCCACCCAUAUAAAUUCCCUCCAUUCCCAUCCGACAUUUCUCAAAGAAAAACAGAGUAACAAGUUUUUGGGGGCAAAAAGGGAAAUGACGGGAGAUGGGUACGAGAAAUUGGGUUCGGAGAAGUCCGAUUAUGAAGAUGGAGGAAAGAAGGGGAAGAGCAAGAACAACGCUUGGAAGAAGGUGAAAUACCAGCUGGUGGAUUACCACACGCUGCCAGGGUACAUGAAGGACAACGAGUACAUCCAUCGCUACUACAGAGCUGAAUGGCCCAUCACACAGCUCCUUCUCAGCGUCUUCCGCAUCCACAACGAAACCCUCAAUAUCUGGACUCAUUUGGCGGGGUUCUUUUUGUUUUUGUUCCUGACGAUAUACACGGCGAAGAAGGCGCCGGAGGUGGUGGAUCUGAACUCGCUGCACCGGCUGCCGGAGUUGCUCCGCUCGUCGUCGGGGGAGCUGUACAAGGAAUUAGUUGGGUGCUUGCCUUCUUUCCCAGACAUGCAUGAUCUUCAUAGGUUCAGGGAAGAUCUCCAGGCUUCGUUUUCAAACUUUAGCCUUGUGGAUGUUCUCACUAAUUGCCUGCCUGAUCGAGUACUCCAACUUUACCGGUCUAACAACUCUAUCCUCAUGCAGCAAGGAGGCAAAGAGGAGGAAGCGAUGAGCAACAUGCUGUUGGGUCCCCUACUAUCCUCACAGACACCAAUCACAAGAUGGCCAUUCUACGUAUUCAUGGGAGGGGCAAUGUUCUGCCUACUAUCCAGCAGCAUCUGCCACCUCUUGUCCUGCCACUCUCAGCGCAUGUCCUACAUAGUCCACCGUGUGGACUACACAGGAAUCGCCUUGCUCAUUGCCACCUCAUUCUACCCGCCUGUCUACUACUCCUUCAUGUGCAACCCCUUCUUCUGCAACCUCUACCUAGGUACUAUCACCGUGAUGGGGAUCGCGACAAUGAUCUUCUCUUUGCUCCCGACAUUCCAGAGGCCCGAGUUCAGGAGCUUCCGAGCCUCGUUGUUCUUCGGGAUGGGGGUCUCCGCAGUGGUCCCCAUACUUCACAAGUUACUCCUUUAUGGGACCGAUCACCCGGAGGCCCUGCAGACGACCAUUUACGAGGUUCUGAUGGGGGUUCUGUAUGGGUUGGGGGCUUUGAUCUAUGCGACAAGAGUCCCCGAGAGAUGGAAGCCUGGGUGUUUCGAUCUCGCUGGACAGAGUCACCAGCUGUUUCAUGUGCUGGUGGUGGCUGCUGCGUUUACUCAUUACCAGGCUGGGCUUGUAUACUUGAAUUGGCGGGACUUGAAUGGUUGUUAGCAGCUGCGGGAUGUAAUAGAUAGAGUUCUGAUUGAAAGGGUGGGUGAUUGCAGUUUGCAAUUGCGAUCUCAUUUCAUUUGUUCGGUAAUGUCAGGUCGUAACUGGAUAUGGAACUUCCUAUUAAAACAAAACUGGAUAUGGAACUUAGUUUUGGUUCCUAUGGGUCUUGGCUGGCGAAAGUUGGGAAAAAAAUAAAAAAUCUGCUGCUUUCAUUGAGAGUUGAACUCAAGACCUCCCGCUUACUAAACGGGUGCUCUAACC
Messenger RNA from Linum tenue, 2004 nucleotides. Lineage: Eukaryota; Viridiplantae; Streptophyta; Magnoliopsida; Malpighiales; Linaceae. The record is from the annotation of a GenBank genome assembly.